Messenger RNA from Penicillium antarcticum, 807 nucleotides. RefSeq names its product CTD kinase subunit gamma. The record is from RefSeq and is a predicted model, not a curated record. Gene Ontology annotation, cellular component: CTDK-1 complex. The coding region runs from base 1 to 807 and encodes 268 amino acids. The transcript has 2 exons. Lineage: Eukaryota; Fungi; Ascomycota; Eurotiomycetes; Eurotiales; Aspergillaceae. Gene Ontology annotation, biological process: positive regulation of transcription by RNA polymerase I; positive regulation of DNA-templated transcription, elongation.
AUGAUGGCUACUCCGGCUCAUGACGACUCUGUCGCUACUCCGACUGAAGCGAAAAAAGGCAAGAAAAAGGAAGGCAAGAUGAUGGUUGAUCCAUUUGAAGUGCGCAUGCGCUUCACGACUCAGCUGCAGCACCUCAGUGCCUCAGUCACGUCUGCGCAGAAAGCUGCCUUCUAUGCGCUCAAAUAUCGGGACCUGGAUGAGGACCUCCAUUCCUGUAUCCUAGAGCAGCUUGAGCGAAACAACAUGAACAACCGCGCAAACAUCAUGUACUUCAUCGAGCAUCUCUGCGACAUGGCGCUUAAGGAGAACCACCCCACCUAUGUCCGCAUGAUGCAGCGCGAUAUUCUCCGCGUCGUCGAUUCGGUUGUUCCUCCUGAUGGCACUGGCGCAGCCAACGUCAAGCACGUCCGUCACGUCCUCAGCGGACUCCAGAGCAAGAAAGUCCUCACUGCCGAGAGUGUGGCCGAGAUCGACGCCGCUCUGAAGGAUCGCGAUACCCACCCCGAUAUGGAACACGACGAAGGAACCGAGGACGGAAGAAAGUCAAAGGCUGGAACCCCUCAGAUACGCCUCGACAAGAAGCAAAUCGAGCAGCGCAUUGAGGAGGACCGCGAGCGCAACAAACGCCUUCGCGAGAACAUGUGGGCGGUUACUGGCAACGAUCAGGAUGAAUACAACCAGAUGUGGGAAGAGCUUAGUGAUCUUGGAGAAGAUGACUUUACUCGAUUCCGUGAGGAGGCUGAGGAGCGCGAGGAAUGUGUCCGCAAGCACAUGGAAUACUGGACCGCGAAAGCUGCUGGAAAGUGA